AAAAAUAAAAAAUAUCUGACCUUCCAGCAUCUCCAUCCCUCUAUUUUUUUCAAUAAUUUUCUCUCUCCUAGGGUUCUAUUUUGUUUUCACAAAUUUCUUGAUCAAAUGUCAUCACUCAAUUCUUCUUCAUCAAUCAUGGCCAAUAAAUCCUUGAAUUGCCUUGAAAUUGAACAACACGAAGAAACAAUUUCUGAUUCAUUCAUUUGUUGCGUUUGUUUGGUCUCCGGCCAUUUGUUUACUGCACCUCAGUUUGCAGCGUCCUUUUGUACGUAUGCCACUGUCGUAUGGGUCACGCGUUGCCAAUGGAUCUACUAUACAAGCCUAUUGUUCUAGAGUGUGGUCAUGUUUCCUGCUUCUGGUGUGUUCAUAAUUCUAUGGACGCUAUUCAUGAAUCUCAUUGCCCAAUUUGUAGGCAUCCAUAUCAUCACUUUCCAACUAUAUGUGAAAUGAUGCAUUUCCUUCUUUCAAAGAUGUAUCCCCUUGCUUAUAAGAGAAGGGAAAAACAAAUUCUUGAGGAAGAAACGGUGAAGAAUUGCUUCUCACCACAGCUUGAUUGUAAAGAGCUCAAGAGUAGUAAUGGAUCCAUACCUUCUCAUGAUUCAAAUAUGUUGUCCGGUCAGGCUUCUUCCUCUUGCAUCACUCGUGUAGACAAAGACUCUUCAAACAUGGAUAGUAAUUGUUCAGCUUCUAUCAAGGAAAGAGAUUUACCGGCUAUUGAGAGGGUUUCAAGUAGUGGUGUACUCUGUCCAGCUUGUGAGCAGCUUCUGUAUCGUCCUGCAGUUCUUAAUUGUGGCCAUGUAUACUGUGAAGCUUGUAUAGUAGUUCCAGAAGAUGGAAUAAUUAUAUGCAAAGUUUGUGACUACCCACAUCCAAGUGACUGUCCAAAUGUUUGCUUGGAGUUGAACAACUUCUUGGAGGAACAAUUCCCCAUAAAAUAUUCAGCACGCAGAAAAAGUGUUGAAGAGAAACAAGCACGGUUUCAGCAUAAGAAUCCAUCAUCUUGUUCUAUUUCAAAGAAAUCUACUAAAAAAGGCUUCAUCACGCCAUAUAGGGGCAGUGAAGAAUUUAUACCGUGGUGGAGUGAACACGGUUCAAAAGUCCAUGCUGGAGCUGGUUGUGAUUAUUGUGGAAUGUAUCCCAUAGUUGGGGAUAGAUACAGGUGCCAAGAUUGUGUGGAGCUGAUAGGAUUUGACCUUUGUGGAGAUUGCUAUAAUACACAAUCCAAACGACCAGGCCGUUUCAAUCAGCAACAUACUGCAGAUCACAGGUUUGAGCUUGUCAAACAACCAGACUUUUUACGGAAUAUAAUGUUGCGCCUUGUUGGAGGAAAUCUGGUAGAUAGUUCUGGAGCUCCCGUUCUCGCCGUUAAUGCAAUUGAAGAUCCCCCAGAUGGCUGGAUUGCUGUUGAAUCUGUUGAUGAUCUAGAAAACAUACAUAACAAUGUAGCUGCCGCCGAUGAGACUGUAGGUGAUAUUCUGCAUGAUGACAGUGACACACAAGACGGUUCCAUUGAGGUGGAGUUUUCCGAUGCUCUGGAAUUUUCUGAUAAUAACGUGACAUCUCUUUCUCAUCAUGAUCAUAAUAAUAUGGAUCAAGAUGGUAAUGAUGAUCCUCCCUUUUAAAAUCUGUAUGAACAGUCUCAGGAGGUAGUGCAGCAAUUUUUAUUGAAUAUGUGCAUCAUGAAUAUGUUCAAGUUCUGUAAAUGAUGGCCCUAUUUUUAUUUUAUUUACUAUAGUCUGUAGUCUGUUACUAUAUUUGCGAAUAGUUGCUGCAUCCUCAUUCCUUUAUAGCUAAUGUUAGGAGAUGUGAAUAUUUGAUUUUGGUUACUAUCUGUUGUAAAAGCGUGUUGGGAAAUGUUGGCUUAAACUCGCGAGAAAGUCUAUGAUUUCUAUGACUCGAAACACAUUGAUAUU
This is a messenger RNA of Spinacia oleracea (spinach), 1913 nucleotides long. Its product is annotated as E3 ubiquitin-protein ligase PRT1. The transcript has 8 exons. The record is from RefSeq and is a predicted model, not a curated record. Gene Ontology annotation, biological process: proteasome-mediated ubiquitin-dependent protein catabolic process. NCBI's taxonomy places the organism in Eukaryota, Viridiplantae, Streptophyta, Magnoliopsida, Caryophyllales, Amaranthaceae. Gene Ontology annotation, molecular function: zinc ion binding; ubiquitin protein ligase activity. Bases 285 to 1622 code for a protein of 445 amino acids.